Messenger RNA from Prunus armeniaca (apricot), 465 nucleotides. The record is from the annotation of a GenBank genome assembly. Lineage: Eukaryota; Viridiplantae; Streptophyta; Magnoliopsida; Rosales; Rosaceae.
AUGAUAUCUGAGCUGAAAAGCUCCUCUACCGAGAAAGAUUCCGAGCUCAACUCUCUUGCCGCUGAUUUGGUUACUCGAAAAGAUGCCUUCUUUUGUCUUGAGCGUAAGAAUGCUGACAUCUCCCUUAGCUAUGACAAGCUCCUGGUUAGAUUUCAUGCAUACCACAAGUCCACAGAAAAAUCCAAGUCUGAAGCCAUCAUAGAUGCGUACAAGUUGGGCUACCUGCACUGCGCAGAUAAGACUACUCCCUUGUAUGCAAUUGACGACGUAGACAUCGAGACGCUCUGUCCCGACUCACCCCCUAUGGAAGGAGGAACUGAAGAGCAGGCAGACGGAGAAGACGCAGUAGAUGAGAUGAUGGCAGAUGUCGCGAAGCAGGCAAAUGGAGCCGCUGAAGGUGUGGAUGAUCAGGCGGAGGCCGAAGAGGCUGCAGCUCAGAGGUCUCCUGCUGGCGUCCCAGAGUAG